Molecule: messenger RNA, 950 nt
Organism: Rattus rattus (black rat)
Lineage: Eukaryota; Metazoa; Chordata; Mammalia; Rodentia; Muridae
Gene: Coq7
Product: coenzyme Q7, hydroxylase
Exons: 6
Coding region: 76-789 (237 amino acids)
Biological process (GO): regulation of reactive oxygen species metabolic process; determination of adult lifespan; regulation of gene expression
Cellular component (GO): mitochondrial inner membrane; nucleus
Molecular function (GO): 3-demethoxyubiquinol 3-hydroxylase activity
Source: RefSeq, a predicted model, not a curated record
CAUUUAAGCGUCAUCACCCUGAGUCGAGAGCGCGAUUGGCGGGACGCUUGGAUUGUGGCUGCAGUGUCACCAGCGAUGAGCGGCGCGGGAGCGAUAGCGGCCGCUUCCGUGGGAUGCCUGCGCACUGGUGUCCCGAGGCCUUUCUCAGGUACCGGCCGCUCGCGGUCGCGGCUCGGCGCGGGGUUCUUCGCCGGUGACUAUUUGAAGUCUUAUGGGAGAGGCCUUAUCAUCAGGUGUCACAGCACAGGAAUGACCUUAGACAAUAUUAACCGGGCAGCCGUGGAUCGGAUAAUCCGGGUGGAUCACGCUGGUGAAUAUGGAGCAAACCGCAUCUAUGCAGGGCAGAUGGCUGUGCUUGGACGGACCGGUGUUGGCCCUGUCAUUCAGAAAAUGUGGGAUCAAGAAAAGAACCAUUUGAAAAAGUUCAACGAGUUGAUGGUUGCGUUCAGGGUCCGACCUACAGUUUUGAUGCCCUUGUGGAACGUGGCAGGGUUUGUCCUGGGGGCAGGAACUGCCUUGCUGGGGAGGGAAGGAGCAAUGGCCUGCACUGUGGCAGUAGAAGAGUCUAUCGCUCAUCACUACAACAACCAGAUCCGCAUGCUGAUGGAGGAGGACGCUGAGAAGUACGAGGAGCUACUGCAGGUCAUUAAGCAGUUUCGAGAUGAGGAGCUUGAGCACCACGACACAGGCCUGGAACAUGAUGCAGAGCUGGCUCCCGCAUACACCUUGUUGAAGAGACUUAUCCAGGCCGGAUGCAGUGCAGCCAUAUACUUAUCAGAAAGGUUUUAAAGCACGACUACUGAGCCAUCUCAAGAAAAGAUGGCCGUAACUCAAGGAGCGGUGUUUGUGGAGGAGGAACUGCAGUUAUCACUGUGUGCGAUUUGUUAAUACAAGAGGCGGUGUUUGGGGGUUGUGUCACUGUUGUCAAUAAAACUCCUCGGUGCUGGUUU